UCUUUAAUAAUCAAAGUAGAAAAGUUUUAUUAUGAUUAUUUUCGUUUAAAAAAAAGUUUAUAUAAUGGAAGCGUUGGACAUCAAGAAGAUAGAAACAGAAGAACUACCUGCUACUUCCUCUGUAUUAUAUGCUGGUGCUCAUCACUUAGGUAACUACUGUAAACAAGAUUUUACAACUUUUAUCCAAAAGAGAUAUGAAACAAAAGAUCCAAGAGCCACUUUAGAAGAAGGAAAGAAAGUGACAGAGUGUGCGCUCAAGUUUUUUAGAAAGUUAAGAAAGGAUUGCAACAAAGAGUUCACUGAUCAUUGGAAGUGCAUAGAUUACAACAAUCAUCACUUUGGGUUGUGUAGGAAAACGCAAGCGGUUUAUGAUGACUGUGUGUUUAAAAAUUUUAAUCUUACAAGUGAUCAACCUAUUCAUCUGACAGGAGCUGAAUAAAAUAAAUUUUUAAGUUUAAACUUUUUUAUCAUUCAGAUAAAAUAAUUUUUCUAAGGCAGUAAAUACAUCAGUCUGUUUUUGUAAUGAUAUAAAAAAGGGGUUGCUACUGAAGUAACCAUUUUGAAAUAAGUAUUAUAUAAUAGUUGUUUGU
Molecule: messenger RNA, 590 nt
Organism: Hydra vulgaris (swiftwater hydra)
Lineage: Eukaryota; Metazoa; Cnidaria; Hydrozoa; Anthoathecata; Hydridae
Product: NADH dehydrogenase [ubiquinone] 1 alpha subcomplex subunit 8
Biological process (GO): mitochondrial electron transport, NADH to ubiquinone
Source: RefSeq, a predicted model, not a curated record